GCCCCCACAACAAUCUGCCGGCUUCCAUCUCCUCCUCUCGUGUAAUCCACAACUCCACAUCAGCACGUGUCUCCGUCGACCCCCACGCACAACACCGGCCACGAAAUAAGAGAGCUAGCUUAGCCGCUGCCGGUGCUCCACACCGGAGACGUACGUACCACCAUAUUGCAGCCGCGAGCAGAACAACAGCUAGCUCACAUGGCCGCCGCCGCCUCCACCGUCUCCGGCCUCGCCGGCGCCACCCUGGCCCGCCGGCCAGCCUUCUCUACCAACUUCACGACGGGUGGCCGGGUGUCAGCGAGGAACCCCUUGAUGACGAGGAACCUGGAGAGGAACGGCAGGAUCACCUGCAUGACGUUCCCGCGGGACUGGCUGCGGAGGGACCUGAACGUGAUCGGGUUCGGGCUCAUCGGGUGGCUGGCGCCGUCGAGCAUCCCGCUCAUCAACGGCAACAGCCUCACGGGGCUCUUCUUCUCCAGCAUCGGCGAGGAGCUCGCCCACUUCCCCUCGCCCCCGGCGCUCACCUCCCAGUUCUGGCUGUGGUUGGUGACGUGGCACUUGGGUCUGUUCAUCGCGCUCACCUUUGGCCAGAUCGGGUUCAAGGGCAGGACCGAGGACUACUUCCAGAAGUAGUGGCUUAAUUAAGCAGCUAAAUUAGCUUCUGAUUAAUGCAGGCCUCGUCCUUACUUUGUGUAUAGGGCAAGCUACUUUACGCAUGCGUGUUUAACGUAAAUCUGUCCUAUGUAAGGUGUCCGUGGCCCUUGUUUGGUUUCACGCACGAGUAUAGCUUUUGCAGCUCUGUGAUUACUGGUCAAUAAUCCAUUCCAUGAUGUGCAACGAAACUAAUGGCUUAUUUGGUUUA
Messenger RNA from Brachypodium distachyon (stiff brome), 862 nucleotides. RefSeq names its product photosystem I subunit O. The record is from RefSeq and is a predicted model, not a curated record. Lineage: Eukaryota; Viridiplantae; Streptophyta; Magnoliopsida; Poales; Poaceae. The coding region runs from base 199 to 633 and encodes 144 amino acids. The transcript has 4 exons.